UUCUCCAGGCCUGUUCUAUAUCAGCACCAUUCGAACCGGUAAAGGGUAUGGUUGUGCCAUUACCAUUUUGGCUUGGUGCCUCUGCGCUCGCCUCGUCCGGACGUAUCAUAAUGUCCAGGCUUCGCAGGGAAGACCAUUAGAACCAAGAAUUGUGUGCUCGUGUCUAUCGUGCACUCUCUCAAGCCGUCGCCUUUCAAUGACAAAAGGGCUUUCUCAUUGGCCCUGCUAUUGCCCUGGUUGCAACCCGCUGCUUUUCGUCGAACGUUUUGCUGAGCAAACGGGUCGAAAUAUGUUUAUUUUAUUGUUUUGAUGAUCGACAGGGUUGGGGGUUUCAAGAGCGACCAUGACCCUCAUCGGAUCCACGGGCACAAGAAGAACAAGCAAGUGUCGGUGAAGUAAUAGGCGAGCAUCGAGAGGCUGCCAUUCAACAAUCACCUUCAUCGUAGUGGCAUCUUCCCUCGUAGUGUACAGUUGUCUGCAGAUUGCUGUUCGGUCACGCCGCUUCCAUUUCUGAGCAUUGAACGAUCGAUUGUUGAGUGUUGUUUGGCCAUCUCGAUCAACAUGGCCGAAACAGAGGACACGACAACCAGCGACUCCAAGGCUGCUGUAGAUGGGACCAGCGAACAGCCUCCUGCCAAGAAGAAGCGUACGGCGGAUCGUCAAAUCACGAAAGACGAUGAGGAAAAAGAGGACGACGGUGAAGCUGCGGCGGACGGAUCAUUUGCCAAAGCCGAUCCAGAAAUCCUUCGCAAGCGACGAAUUAUCAAGGCCAAGCGCCCGCAAUCAGAAGAAGGAGAAGACACGACAACGACGACAUCUAGCGACAAUAAGCAACAACCGCCAGCCAACCCUUUUGCUAGCACAGUCUUAAAGCCAAAUAAUGACGAUGGCGACAAGAACGGAGACAAACCCAAAGUUUUCGGCUCGGGUUCGGGAUUUUCGGGUUUUGGAACAGCAGCAGCAAGCGGCAGCAGCACUGGAUUUGGAGGUUCUGGUUUUGGCAGUGCCUCGUCGUCUGGUGGUGGUUUUGGCAGUGCUUCUUCCUCCGGUGGUGGUUUUGGCAGCGGAACCACCUACAAGGGAUUCAACACGGCGCCUUCUUCCACUGGUUUCGGAUUUGGAUCCACGGCAGCUACCACAGCCAAGAAUGGGGAAGAUGGAGACGCUGCUGCUGGUGGGACCAAAUCCAAAAACUUCUUUGACGCUUCCGGUCAUAAAGGCUCCUUUGGUUUUGUGGCUCCCUCCUCAUCUCCAGCCAAAGACUCCGCCACUAGUAGUGAACAACAGAGUGACACCAAAGCAGCUCCUGCUGCAUCUAGCAAACCUACGGUGAAAUUGCCCGAUGAAGUCAAGCUUACAACAGGAGAAGAAAGCGAAAAGAUACUCACGGAGAUUCGAGUAAAGACAUUCAAAUUGGUCCCAGCAUCUGCUGGGAAUGAAAAGGAGGCAGAUUCGACACAACAAUCCAAUGCGGCAGCUCCGUCGGUGCCACCGUCGGCUUCUUCCUUUUCCAAACCCAAGCCAUCAGCCGAAUCGGCGAGUACUGCGUCUUCUGUGGAAUCCAAGGAAACCACCAGUGACAGCAACGACAAUAAAAAAGAUGACGCAGACAGCAAAACGGAGGGCGACAACAAGACGAGCGGCAAAAAGUGGCAGGACAAUGGGGUGGGACCGCUUCGUGUGCUCGAAGGAGGACCCAACAAGCUUCGUUUGGUGCAACGAUACCAAGGAAAGAAUCCCGGCGACAAGCCCACUCGAGUCAUCCUCAAUCUACCAUUUUGGAAGGAAACGAUCAUUAUGAAAACUGACAACAAAUACGUCCAACUGGAUCUUCUCGUUCCAACCAAAGAGAAAAAGUUGGAAAAACAAACCUACAUGAUAAAAUUCAAAACGGAUGCAGAGGCUGCCGGUUUGUUUGAGCUUCUAACCAGAGAAAAGAAGAAUGCCAAGUCGUAUUUAGAACCAACAGCGGCUGUGGAUGAUGACAACGAGAAGAAGGAAGAAGCCAAGCCAACGUCCGCAUAAUGACAUCUCGUCUCAAGCAAGUUUUGCUGUCGUUACAGCUAAGUAUAGGUUGACGUGAAACUACAUGUAGUAAUGUAUUCGUUCGGUCUUGGCAGUGAAUUGGCUUUCUCGAAAGACGUAACUUUUGCUGUGCACAUGUAGGAUCCUUCCGUUCAACUACUGGUAGC
Seminavis robusta is the source of this 2192-nucleotide messenger RNA. NCBI's taxonomy places the organism in Eukaryota, Bacillariophyta, Bacillariophyceae, Naviculales, Naviculaceae. The record is from the annotation of a GenBank genome assembly.